CCAACGCCCACUCCACCCCAUAAUAAUGCCCAAGGACGUCUAUAUUGUCGUUGGAGGAAACGGUUUCGUGGGCAGGCAUAUUGUCCAGCAACUAAAGGACCGCGGUGACAUCGUUUCCUCGCUCGACAUCGUCCAGCGCUAUGACGAUGUCCCCUUUUACUCGGCGGACAUCACAGAGGAGAGCCAAGUUGUUUCGGCAUUGAAGCAGUCAGGAGCUACUUGUAUCAUCCACACGGCUUCACCCCCAGCCAAUCUCAAGGAUGAGGCAAUCUACUACAAAGUCAAUGUGGAGGGAACGAGGGCUAUCAUCAACGCUGCAAUUCAGUGUGGUGUGAAGAAGCUCGUUUUCACCAGCUCUGCAGGUGUCGUAUUUAACGGAGAGGACAACAUCGACGUGGACGAGCGCCUUCCCUAUCCCGACGUUCCUAUGGACGCCUACAACGAUUCAAAAGCCAAAGCUGAAGCACUGGUUCUCGAAUCCAAUGGCAAAGGUGGCCUUUUGACUGUCGCAAUCCGCCCAGCAGGUAUCUUCGGGCCCGGAGACCGCCAAAUGAUGACAGGGCUUUACCAGGUGUACGAACGGAAUCAAACUCAUUUCCAAAUUGGCGACAACACGAACUUGUUUGACUGGACGUAUGUCGGCAAUGUCGCCCAUGCCCACAUUCUCGCCGCCGACAAACUUGAUCAACCCCCUCCCGCUCCCCCUCUUGCUACCCUCGAAAAAGUGCCCCUAUCCAUGGACGAAGUUCCUGGUUACAAUGACGCUGAGCUUGCUAUGCUCGAAGAACCACUUCCUCCGAUUGACUUGUCUACUGGCAAGCACAGAGUUCCCACCUGCCUCGCUCGCCCGCUAGGACCCUACGUCGAACGUCCCGAGAACGCUGACGAAAUCGAGGCCAACUACUUCAACCCACCCCCAGGCUCCAACAACCGCCCAGUGAGCCGCAACCGUUUCGACCAACUCUCCCAAACUGGCAUCAACCAGGCCAAACUGCACUACCCCGAGCAACACCCUCUUCAAGUCGCUGGCCAGGCGUUCUUCAUCACCAACGGCGAGCCCAUGUACUUCUGGGACUUUAUGCGAUACAUCUGGCACCAGUUGGAUGCAUAUUUCCCCGGCAAGAGGCAGCCAAGAAAACCGUUCGUUUUGCCAAAGUCUGUUGGACUGUUGGCAGCUCAGGGAUCAGAAUGGGUGGCGGCUCUGAUGGGCAAGGAGCCCACAUUUACCAAAUUCAAGGUCACAUUCAGCUGUGCUAACCGUUGGCACAAUAUCGAGAAGGCUAGGAGGGUGCUGGGUUAUCAUCCUCAGGUCGGUCUUCAAGAGGGCGCGAAGCUCACUGUUGAUUGGUGGUGGUCUGAAUAUCGAAAGGGAACACACAAAACCGCCCACUAGAGUCCAUUUCGGAUUCCUCCCUUUCACCUAUACCU
Coprinopsis cinerea okayama7#130 is the source of this 1428-nucleotide messenger RNA. RefSeq names its product C-3 sterol dehydrogenase. Gene Ontology annotation, biological process: steroid biosynthetic process. The record is from RefSeq and is a predicted model, not a curated record. Lineage: Eukaryota; Fungi; Basidiomycota; Agaricomycetes; Agaricales; Psathyrellaceae. Gene Ontology annotation, molecular function: 3-beta-hydroxy-Delta5-steroid dehydrogenase (NAD+) activity. The transcript has 4 exons. The coding region runs from base 26 to 1393 and encodes 455 amino acids.